Molecule: messenger RNA, 3428 nt
Organism: Epinephelus lanceolatus (giant grouper)
Lineage: Eukaryota; Metazoa; Chordata; Actinopteri; Perciformes; Serranidae
Gene: klhl34
Product: kelch-like family member 34
Molecular function (GO): protein binding
Source: RefSeq, a predicted model, not a curated record
CUUGCCCCAUUGGUGGGUAUGUUGGAUGCAUAUAUUCUGGUGAUACUCCCUCCCGGACGCAGAGAAAAGGGCAGCGGACAGACACAAAGCCAACAGAGCUGGGACAUCACAGAAGGAGACAGGAGGCUUUGGGAAGUUUAAGGGCCAAAAGGAGGGGCAGUACGGACCGUGUGUGUGUGUGUGUGUGUGUGUGUGUGUGUGUAGGGGGGCAGUUGAUCGCCUUUCUGUCAUGGUGUCACAUGCAGACAGAGCAGGACAAAAACACAGAUGGAGAGACGUCGGCUGAGGACACGCACUUGACUUUUCUCCUCUCAACUCUCCUGUCGUCUCCUAUCAUUUCCUGCUCUUUGCUCUCAACAACCCAUUAUCCUGCUCUGCAACUAAUGUCUGAUUCUCUUUAGUCUGAUGUUCUAGUGCAGCUUGCCGGCUACAUCUUUUUUGACAACACUCAUUACUGCUUUUUCUCUGCUUUUAAUCUUUCUUCCUCUUACUUCCCUCUCACUGCUGCUGCUUCCUCCUACCUUCCUGACUAAGAAUUUUCUUUACAACUAAUCCUUUUCUGUUUCUCAAAAAGCUUUCUCUCUCCAAUAUCUUCUCACCUCCCAUCUUUUGGAUGGAUAGCUACUCCCUCCUCUACAGUUCCUCCCACAGAACCGGACUUCUUGCCGGCUUCCAGCGCCUGCGCUCACAGGGAAACAUGUGUGAUGUCGUCCUGGAGGCCAGUGGUGUAUCCUUCCCUUGUCAUCGCGCCCUUUUGGCCAGCUCCAGCGAGUAUUUUUGGGCUCUGUUUGGAGAGACUACCGCUGAGAGAUUAGCGGGCUGCAUUAGCCUCCCCGCGCUAACACCUGAGGGUUUAGAUGCCAUUCUGGACUUCCUGUACUCUGGCUGGCUCAGCGUGUCGUCGUUAACACUUCCUGUCGUCCUUGAGGCAGCCAGGUACUUGCAGGUGGAGACGGCUGUGUCAAUAUGCGAGCGCUUCAUGAUUGAUGGUUUAAGCAUUGAGAAUUGCUGUUGCUAUGCUAACCUGGCCGAACACCAUGUUCUCUCAGAUGCACUUGAAGCUGCCAAUCAAACCAUCGCUAUGGAGAUGGGAACGUUGCUGCAGGAAAGCAGGGAUGACCUUCUCAAGCUGAAUAUGCAGUCAUUGAUGGAGGUGCUCGACGCUGAUGAGAUACCUGGUGUCAAGGAGGUGGAGCUCAUAAAGCUGGCUCUGGAUUGGCUGGAUGACAACGGACCCCUCCCUCUGCUGAAAUCAAAUCUCCUGCUGAGUCGUCUGCGCUUUGGAUUGGUUGCCCCGUCUGAGCUCCCCAAUCUUAGCCACACCCACAAAGCCAUGGCCACACCUCUAAUCAGAGGUCAGUUGACUCAGGCAUUGGAGUACCACAGACUGGGUUCAGCUCAGCCAAUCAGACAGAGCAAACAGUCGACACUCAGAGCGUCGCCCAAUCGUGUGCUGCUUGUAGGUGGAGGGUCCAGUCCUGAUUGGCCGGAACAGAAAAUGGUGAUGUUUGAUCCCAGAGGCAGGAAGUUCUCACCUCUGUGCUCCAGCAUCCCGCUGCGGCUGAGAAAUCACUGCGUGUGCUCAGUGGGAGGUUUCCUCUUCGUGAUCGGAGGAGAGGAAGUGAAAGAGGGGGAGGAGGAUGGCAAAAAGUCUGUCACCGUGGUGACAUCCAACCAGGUGUGGCGCUACGAUCCUCGCUUCGAAUGCUGGGUAGCGGUAGAGUCCAUGCUGGAGAGGCGGGCACAGUUCACCUGCUGCGUAGUAGAGGAUGCUAUUUAUGCCAUCGGGGGACGACACACACAACCAGAUGCCAACACACACACCUCCGUAGCUUCUGUUGAGUUUUACGACAUGGCCACAGGAGCAUGGAGGAGAGGAGCAAACAUGCCUCGCCCCCUUUGCGGCCACGCUUCUGCUGUGCUUGACAACAACAUCUACGUGUCAGGUGGCAACCAGGGCGGCAGUAACCAUGGCGAUAACCGGGAUGACCACAGAGAGAGCAGCAAAGAAGUCCUGUUCUGGGACCUCAAAGGCAGAGCCUGGGAGAAGCGAGCGCCCAUGUCCAUCGCCAGGUUCAGUCACCGCCUGGCAGUCGCCCAUGGCCACAUCUACGCCUUGUUGGGAAUGUACGAGCCUUUCUGCGAUAUUGAACGAUACGAUCCGCAGUCAGAUGACUGGACCCGUCUUCGACCACUCCUCACUGGAUCCUUUAACUAUGGAAUGGUGUCAGCGCCGUCUGGGAAUCUGCUGGUGUUCGGAGGGAGGAGAUGGAGUGAAGGACAGGAGGUGAUAGUGAAGAGUGUGUUGGAGUACGAUACAAAAAAAGAUCACUGGAGAGAGAUCUGUCAGCUCCCCAGACCUCUCACUGGCACUGAGUGUACACUGCUGCCUUUACCAGACUAACAUGCACAUAGUGUGAGAACAGUUUAACAUGAAAGUGAGACAGUUUCUCUCAGAGGUGCAACAGAGUCUCAAAAUUCUGAGAAAAGAGCACACACGCAUUUUAGGUAACUAAAACUAUUGGGUUCAGCCAUCUAGGCCCAUCUCAUCAUUGGAGAACAGGUGUGCAUGACUCCAGGACAUUUAGAAAAAUAUGUUAAGUAAGAUUUUCUUAACUUCCUCUAUUACUACUGAAACAAACAGUUUAGAAAUACACUAACACUUUUCUUGCUGAGAAUUACAAGAACAUUGAUACCAAUCUAAUAUAGGUCUGUUAAAUAUGAAGCUAAUACUGGGAGGUGGUUAGCUUAGCAUCAUAUUUACACUUUGGUUUUUGUAUGAUUAUAGGUAUUGCAUAUAAUAUGUUUAUUAGUAAGCUUUACAGGUGCUUGUAGGCAGAACUGUUGCCUCUGGAAACGGCUAGCUAGGCUAGCCAUUUCCCUUAUUCCCUUAUUCUUACCAGUCUUUAUGCUAAGCUAAUACUAAUACCAAUAGCCUACUGCCAUAUAUAGAAGUGGUUAUACAUUUUGGGAAAUAUAUUUUCUGCUGGAUGAGAAGAUUGUUGUGAGUCGCAUAUCUGUCUGCCAAAUAUGAAGCUAGAAUGAGGAGACAGUUCGUCCUUAGCAUGUGGCGCAGUGUCCACCAUAGCAUUUUUCUGGGGGCUACCUUAUUCUUUUUAAUACUUUGCAAUGGCAGUGUAUUUAUGCUAUGCUACAAAUCAGCGUGACAAGGUGCUGAGCGUCUAUUCUGAGCUGAGUGCUGCAUGAUUGCCUUUUUUUUUGAGUGCCAAAGGUGAAAACUGUUCCACUUUGAUUAAAACACUGCGCUCAUCAUUGUCACUUUUUACCGCAAUCACAGUAGAGGAGGGGCAAGACAAAUAGCCUACCACAAAGACCAGCCGUCACAUCUUAGAUGCCCAAGUGCUGAGGAACAACAGAAAUGGAGGGGAAAUAUGUUGAAAUACUGCAUACCGUAAAACUUCAAUUAA